GUAAAUCCUUUUAUUAUCUAUCGUUCCCUUCGCAGAAGGAAGAUAGCAGAGCUCCAACAAUUCCAAUGGGGUCGAUUCUGGGAGAUUUGCCGUCCUUCGAUCCUCACAAUUUCAGUCAACAUCGCCCCUCCGACCCUUCUAAUCCCUCCAGGAUGGUUCCAACAACCUAUCAUCCAACUCACAACCGUACACUUCCACCUCCACAUCAAGUAAUAACAACGGAAGUAAAAAACAUACUCAUACGCAGCUUCUAUCAACGAGCUGAAGAUAAGAUGAGACCAAAGAGACCGGCUUCAGAACAUCUGGCGGGUGAGCACGGGAACAAGCAUUUCCGUGCCUCCUCAUCUGCUCAGGGUUUAUAAAAGCUUUUCCUUGUUCAAAGCCUAUAAUGGCCAUCACUUGUACUACUACAAAGAAGUUGCUUUUUGGAUGUAGAGAGAACAGAUAAGAGCAGCUCAUUAUGUGACAUGCCGAGAAAAUGUUGUAUCAGUUGUAUUGUACAUAACAUUUAUGUUUUUUCUUUAAUUUUUAAAAUAUCAUCCAAAUCACAAUUGUCUCUUUCUAGAAUAUAAACUCAAUUCUUCGUUUGCUUCCAACGAAUUGACAAGAGGAACAUGAUAUCCCCGAGUUUUUGUUCGCAUGCUUCUCCUCGCAUAACUAGUUGUUAUACACUGCAGACCAGUUUCCAUGAUUUAUUUUGUUGAUGAUGAUGUGGGGUUUCUGCAGGAGCGCUGAAGUGAAUCGUUUCUAAGCUAGAUCCCUUAGUUAAUGCCUUGAAGAGGACUGAUGCAAGGGAAAUGAUGACCAGGUCCAGGUGAUUGAAUUGUGGUGUAGUGAUCAUGGCAGAGGAAGGUGAUUAGUAGUAGCACCAGAAAAUGGAAAGAGCAAAUUUAGGUAUGGUCAAAAGCAGUAAGCAUACAGGUUGGUGAAAUUGGCUUAGGAAGAAGAAGAAGAAGACAGUCUGGUGAAAUUACAUGAGACACCUUGAGAGAGACGUAGAGGAGCUUUCGCAAUUGUCAUUUUAACAAAAUUGCUUCAUUAGGUAAAGCGUUUGGUUGAAGAACAAGUGUUCUCCGAUCUUUCCAUGGAUCCUGAUACUCUAAGCCGGAGCUCAUUUGAUCCGAUUGCAGACGCUUCUUCACCGAAAAGAUGGCGAGCCUUCUAGAAAAUCGAAAAGACACUUUUUAUGGCAGCUUCGGAGAAACACACUUCUCAUGAGCC
Eruca vesicaria subsp. sativa (arugula) is the source of this 1221-nucleotide messenger RNA. The record is from the annotation of a GenBank genome assembly. NCBI's taxonomy places the organism in Eukaryota, Viridiplantae, Streptophyta, Magnoliopsida, Brassicales, Brassicaceae.